GUCGUCUUUACAAUGAUGUUGGUUUGUUACUUUGUCGUUUGCCUGGUGAUGGCUUCCUUUGGGGGAGUUCGGGGCAGUGCUGAGGUGAUGAGCCAUGUUACAGCACAUUUUGGGAAAGCACUUGAAGAAUGCAGGGAGGAGUCAGGAUUAAAAACAGAAGUGAUGGAGGAAUUCAAACAUUUCUGGAGCGCCGACUUCGAAGUGGUGGACCGCGAGCUGGGCUGCGCCAUCAUCUGCAUGUCCAACAAGUUCUCCCUGCUCCAGGAAGACACCAGGAUCCAUCACGUCAACAUGGACGAGUACAUAAAGAGCUUCCCCAACGGCGAGGUCCUCUCCCAGAGAAUGGUGCAAAUGAUCCACAAUUGCGAGAAGCAUUACGACGACAUCGCGGACGAGUGCGACCGGGUUGUGAAGGUAUCUGCCUGCUUCAAAGCCGACGCUAUUAAGGAGGGAAUUGCCCCAGAAGUCGCCAUGAUUGAGUCAGUCAUGGAGAAAUAUUGAUUGAAGAAGAAAUAAUUUGUGUGUGCAAUAAAAUUGUUUUAUUG
This is a messenger RNA of Amyelois transitella, 545 nucleotides long. It is a transcript of the gene GOBP2, whose product is annotated as general odorant-binding protein 2. Gene Ontology annotation, molecular function: odorant binding. Lineage: Eukaryota; Metazoa; Arthropoda; Insecta; Lepidoptera; Pyralidae. The coding region runs from base 13 to 501 and encodes 162 amino acids. The transcript is spliced from 3 exons. The record is from RefSeq and is a predicted model, not a curated record.